AUGGGUGAAAGUAACGAAGCGAACAAUCAGGAGGUUAUUGGAAAAAGAUCAUCAUUCAGCGAGAAAUGUGUGGCGGAGUCUGAUAUUGAAGCUCGUGGGGAUAAUUCUUCCAGCGAAGAUGAAACUCUAAUCGAUAUGGUGGAGGUUGAAAAUGACGAUCCAGCUCUUUCAAAGAAAAUACAUCUUAUUAAUAAUGCAAUUGAUGAAAUUGGAUUCACAUGGUGGCACGUGAAACUCUUUUGCAUUGCUGGUUUUGGAUAUUCAGCUGAUUCGCAGAUGUCCAUGAUUCAAUCUUCCGUUCACAAAUACGUUGAUUUACAAAUGAAAGGAGGCGGCUAUCCGGUUGCAACACAAAUCGGAUAUGCCGCAAUGAUCAGUGGUGUUCUGAUUUUCGGAUUUGGUGCCGACUUGAUUGGAAGGAAACUGUGUUUCAACACCUCACUUCUAAUGACUGCUAUAUUCGGAUUUUUCACUGGUGGAACAAGUAGUUAUGCGAUGUAUGUUAUCUUUUACUUUUUGUCAUUGUUAGGUGCGAUGGGAAAUCUUGGAACGGAUGUUUCCGUUUUCUUGGAGUAUUUACCAAGCAAAUACCAAUACUUGAACACAUCAAUGGCUCUUUGGUGGGGAAUUGGUCAGACAAUAGUCUCAUUACUUUCAUGGGCAUUCAUGCCAAAUUAUUCCUGCAAAGAUGAAGACAAUUGUAUGUCCGCUGUCAAUCGUGGAUGGAGGUAUUCAUGGUAUGUGAAUUCUGCAAUUGUCUUAGUUGGAGCACUUCUUCGUUUGUUCGUUCUUAAACUUCAGGAAACUCCUAAGUUUUUGGUGUCUAAUGGAAGGGACGAGGAGGCAUAUAAUGUACUUAUGAGCUAUGCUAGAAAGUACAACAGAAAGUGCACCCUCACAUUGGAGGACUUGCAAAAGUGCGGUGAAAUACGCCAGGACUAUUACAGCACCAAGAAAGAUGGAUAUUCAUUAAAAAAGCUUUUGACAACCACUAAGAUUAAUAUCAAAUUACUUUUCAAAUCAAAAAAGGUCACAAAAUCAACCAUUCUUUUACUGCUUUCUUGGACCUUAAUUGGAAUUUCUUAUUCAACAUUUUACAAUUUCCUAUACAUUUACAUUUCUGAGCACGGGUCAUCAAGUGAGCUGAACUCUACUUACAUUACCUACAGAAAUGGAACAAUUGAAAAUGCCGUUGGAAUAUUUGGCCCUAUAUUGGCGGGAAGGAUGAUUAGAAUUAGGCAUGUUGGAAGAAAGGGAACAAUGAUAUUUGGCGCAAUCGCCUCAAUGGCUGUGCUAUUUGGAUAUACAACAUGUCGAACAGCGGCAGCAGAUGCUGGAUUUGGUUCCGCUACAUACUUUUUCAUUAACAUCUACUAUUCGUGCUUAUAUGCUUACACACCAGAAGUCUUCCCAACAAAAUGUCGUACAACCGGAGUGGCUUUGUGUAUGAUUUGUGUCAGAGUGGCAGGAGCAUUUUCUCCAGUUAUAUACUGGUUUGGAUCUGAGUCUGGUUCAUCCGUUCCAAUUUGGGUUUGUGGUGCAUUAAUUGGAGCAUUGGCAAUUGUGAGCGCCAUUAUGCCAUUCGAGCCAUCAAAGCAGAGAUGCGUUUGA
This is a messenger RNA of Brettanomyces bruxellensis, 1611 nucleotides long. RefSeq lists its product as uncharacterized. NCBI's taxonomy places the organism in Eukaryota, Fungi, Ascomycota, Pichiomycetes, Pichiales, Pichiaceae. Gene Ontology annotation, molecular function: transmembrane transporter activity. Gene Ontology annotation, biological process: transmembrane transport. The record is from RefSeq and is a predicted model, not a curated record. The transcript has a single exon. The coding region runs from base 1 to 1611 and encodes 536 amino acids.